Messenger RNA from Aspergillus ruber CBS 135680, 1654 nucleotides. RefSeq names its product putative extracellular protein. The record is from RefSeq and is a predicted model, not a curated record. Lineage: Eukaryota; Fungi; Ascomycota; Eurotiomycetes; Eurotiales; Aspergillaceae. The transcript has 2 exons. Bases 290 to 1441 code for a protein of 383 amino acids.
GUAAAUAUUUAAGAUGAUCCUGCUCAUCCCAUAGAUAUUUGAAGUCUCAAUCAUAGGCUGUUUUCCCUGCCUGCCGUUCCUUUGGUUUUUCGAACUCUGUAUCUAUCCAGCAUCUUCCUACGAAGGAGGUCAUUCACUUCAAUUGACAUUGGACAAUUCAUUUCCUUCAACCAACUCUUCUCUUUCUUUCUCUCCUUUUCACCUUUCAACGAUCUACUUAACUGCCCUGGACGGCAUCGACCAACCAAACUUUCCUUUAAAUAAAAUUUUCUUCGAACGAUUCUUCAUUAUGAAGAACUUCCUGCUCGCGGCGGGUCUCCUGGCCUCGACUGUCUCUGCUCAUAUGCAGAUGAGCGAGCCAUUCCCCAUCCGCAGUCCCCUCAACAAGGACAACAACGGCAAGAAGGACUACUCGUACACCAACCCACUGUCGACUGAUGGCUCUGAUUUCCCGUGCAAGGGCUAUGCGGACGACCCGUUCAACGCGACUGCCAACUACAGCCCUGGCAGCAGCUACCCUCUGAAGCUCGCUGGUAGUGCCACCCACAAAGGCGGUUCUUGCCAGAUCUCCUUGUCGUACGACAAGGGCAAGACCUUCCAGGUUAUCCACUCCAUUCUGGGUGGCUGUCCCAUCGACAAGGAGUACAAGUUCACCGUCCCGUCUGACGCUCCCUCUGGCGAGGCUUUGCUUGCCUGGAGCUGGUUCAACAAGGUCGGCAACCGUGAAAUGUACAUGAACUGCGCUCAGGUCAACAUUGGCAGCGGGGGCGACAGCCAGAGUCACAAGAUGGUCGACAACGCUGGUGAUGAUGAUGAUGACCUAGAAGCUAACAACGCUACCGCACACGCUGCAAAUGACAAGGGCUUCGACAGCUUGCCUCCAAUGUUCAUCGCCAACGUCAACGGCCCUGGCAAGUGCAAGACAGUCGAAGGCAAGGACGUCAACUUCCCUAAGCCCGGUCCCUCCGUCGAGGGCUCUGUCGAGGGCAAGGGUUACAAAUGCGAUGGCGACGCCAACUUCCUCGCUUCUGACUCGGGAUCCAGCACUACCUCAAGCUCCAACUCCACCGAGUCGUCCAGCCACGACAGCAACGCGCCUGACAACGCCAACGCGGCCAUGUCCAGCUCUAUCCUCGACUUCCAGCGUAACGACGGUGAUGCGAACAGACAUUCCGUGGCCUUUGGUACCACUAGUUCUGAGCCCCGCUUCAGUUCUCCCACUGGCGCCCCUGGUCCUCAAGGUCAAGCUGCUCACGGCCACAGAAAGGGUCACGGCCAUGGUGGUGGCAAGCCUCACAACGCCUGGGGUCCUCCUGAUGAUCUCUUUUGCUCGCCUGAUGGCAACAGCUUCUCUCUCUUCACCGCCGACGGUUCCUUGGUCGACAUGGGUUCUGUCGCUGCAGGCACUAUCUGCCGUGAUGGCAAGAUCACCUGGGCUUAAGCUGAUUAUAUCUUCCCAUGUUUCUUGCACUAGACCUGCUUGACUUCACUUCCUCCCUCUAUGACGAUCACGGUUCCCUUGCCCGGAGCGAGGUGAUUCGCUUAUUUUGAAUUUUUUUUUUUUUUGUUUGGGUAAACAGACGGAUGAUGCUCUUCAGUGUCUUUGGACUGGGUUUUGGGAGUGGUGGAGAGGUCGGGUUUGGUUAUAGGCUGC